AUGUCCCUAAUGGAUACCAUAGGACAUUUUGGCCUACCAGGCACAGGACCCAAUCCUCACUCGGCAAGGAGCAAGAAACCUAAAGUGUUUGUGACAGAGGGAAUAGAUGUUGCCCUAACUGGUGUAUGUGUAUUCUUCAUUAGAUCUAGUCCUUCCAAAACCAUCACUGCAGAGAAUAUCCAUCAGGAAGUGAAUUUCAAUAUGCUGGAUACUGCUCAGGGCGGCUUACUAAAAAGUGUGCAGCAUUUGCUGUCAGAAAUCUUCAUUCCGGUCAUCAAGACUAUGAACCAAGGUUGGGGUGAGAUUGGUAGUCCUCAGCAAGCAGCUAAUAUUCGGCAGGACUUCCUUGGCUCCCUUGAGGGAUUUGUUAGUGUCUUGUCAGGAUCUCAGCAGAGUCUGAUGGAAAAGGUGAAUCUGAAAAAGUGUGACACAUAUGACUUGAAAACUCUAAAGGGACCUUCAGACUAUCUGGCUGUUGCUAACAGCACAGAAGCUCUAGAAAGAAUAGAGGCCUGCAUGAAAGUAUGGAUCAAACAAAUUGAACAGGUCCUGGCUGAAAAUGAUCAACUGAGGAAAGAAGCUGAUGACCUGGGCCCACGAGCAGAACUGGAUCACUGGAAGAAACGAUUGUCUAAAUUCAACUACCUUUUGGACCAACUGAAGAGCCCAGAUGUGAAGGCGGUGCUGGGAGUACUUGCUGCUGCUAAAUCCAGACUUCUGAAGAGCUGGCGAGAGCUGGAUACUCGCAUCACUGAUGCAGCUAAUGAAGCCAAAGACAAUGUUAAGUAUCUCUACACUCUGGAAAAAUGCUGUGACCCCCUAUAUAACAGUGACCCUGUGUCCAUGGUAGAUGCUAUUCCAGGUCUCAUAAAUGCAAUAAAAAUGAUUCACAGCAUCUCGCGUUACUACAAUACCUCUGAGAAGAUAACCUCACUGUUUGUGAAGGUAACAAAUCAGAUGAUAACAGCAUGUAAAGCUUACAUAACUAACAACAAGACUGCCACCAUCUGGGACCAGCCUCAGAAGAUAGUUAUGGAGAAGCUGCAAGCAGCUAUUAGACUUAAACAGGAGUAUCAAAAUUGUUUUCACAAGACAAAAGAAAAACUAGAACAAAAUCCAGCUGAAAGACAGUUUGAUUUUAGUGAGAUGUAUAUCUUUGGAAAAUUUGAAACAUUUCAUCGACGUCUAGUUAAAAUUAUACAUGUCUUCAGUACCAUUACAACCUACUUAGUUCUGCAAGAAUCAAAGAUUGAAGGAUUGGAAGUUAUGGCAACAAAAUAUCAGAGCAUUGUUGCCACCAUGAAGAAAAAGGAGUACAACUUCUUAGAUCAACGAAAGACUGAUUUUGACCAGGACUAUGAAGAGUUUUGCAAACAAACCAGUGACCUUCAUAAUCAGUUAAAGACCUUUAUGGACAUCACCUUUGAAAGGAUUCCAACCACUGAAAGAGCUCUUAGUAUGCUGAAGAAAUUCGAAAGAUUAGAAAUCCCCAAUCUUGGCAUUGAUGAAAAAUACCAGAAAAUCCUUCAGAACUAUGGUCAUGACAUUGAGAUGGUCUCUAAGCUGUACACUAAACAGAAAAAUGACCCUCCUUUGGCUCGUAACCUGCCACCAAUAGCUGGUAAGAUCUUGUGGGCACGCCAACUCUUCCACAGGAUCCAGGAACCAAUGGACCUCUUCCAACAGCAUCCCACUGUUCUGCAGACAGGAGAAGCCAAGCGCAUAGUUCGUAACUAUAACAAAGUGGCAAAAGUCCUCUUGGAGUUUGAGGUUAUUUAUCACAGGGGAUGGCUUCAGCAGAUUGAAGUAACGAAAACAGGGCUUCAAGCAUCCCUGCUGGUGAAGGCUCCAGAGACAGGAGAAUUAUUUGUGAAUUUUGACCCUCAGAUAUUGACUUUAAUUCGGGAAACAGAGUGCAUGGCUCACAUGCACCUUGAAAUCCCGCCUUUCGCCAUUGCUCUACAGCAAAAGCAAGACUCAUACAAGAAGAAUUUCAAUCAACUGCAGAUGAUGCUGGCAGAAUAUAAGAGAAUUAAAUCAAAAAUACAAACACCCAUUGAUCAACUAAUGGCUCCUCACUUAGCUAAUGUAGAUGAUGCUAUUCAGCCUGGUUUAACUUCACUAAACUGGACCUCCUUGAACACUGAGAAAUACAUAAAUAAUAUUUUUGACAAACUAGCUGAGCUGGAGCUGCUGCUUGAUCGACUGAAUGAUCUGAUAGAAUUUCGUAUUGAUGCUGUUCUACAAGAAAUGAGCAGUGUGCCGCUUUGUGAACUGCCAGAAGAUGAACCGCUUACCUGUGAGGAAUUUCUCCAGAUGACUAAGGAGCUCUGUGUUCAAGGUGCACAUACUUUGCAUUUGAAAAGCUCAUUGGUGGAAGAAGCAGCCAAUGAGCUGAUAAACAUGUUAUUGGACACAGAGGUGCAUUCCAAAGGAGAAAAUGAGAAGUCAAUUCUGCGUCCAGUCAAUGCUGAAACGAGUGAGGUGAAUGAAAGUACAGAGGAGGAAGGGAGAAAGGAGAAACUGGCAACCUCUCAUACAGCAAGUCAGAUUAUGGCUGGGAUGUCUCCUCCUUUAACAAAGAAGAAGAGAAAGGAGAUGGAAAUGUUAGAGGAAGAAGCCCAAGAACUGCUUACCCACUUCAAUCACCGCAAUAUUGAUGCCCUUUUGAAGGUCACUCGGAACACUCUGGAGACCAUACGCAAGCGCAUUCAUGCCUCUUCUGCGAUCAACUUCUUAGACAAUGACAGUGCUUCUAAGCAAAAACAGAGUGCUCAGCCUAUUUUUCGGACUAGCAUUAACUUGUCUAUCCCAAAUAUCGUUAUGAUGCCAGCUUUGGAUGAGGUACAGCAAACACUUAAUAAAGCUGUGGAGAGUAUUGUCAGUGUCAUGAAAGGAGUUGGUCAGUGGAGUAAAGAGAGAAUGUCUAAGAAAAAAAUGCUAGAAAGAAAAAUAGCUGCUUUGCGGCGCAGUAGCGAAGACAGUGAUUCUGAUGAUGGAAUGAGAGAGACUGGAGUAAAAAAUGCUCAGGAUACCACCUCAGAAAUAGCAACUGCAAACUUGCCUGCUCCGGUGCAAAACAAAAACUACUACAAAAGUGUUUCUGAGAACAAGGAAAUUAUUAAAUUGGUCUCUGUACUUAGUACUGUCCUCAGUUCUACCAAAAAGGAGGUUCUUACAGCUCUGGAGCGUUUCAAAUGUUAUGACCACAUCUGGCAAAGGAAGAAGGAGGAAACCAUCAAUAAGUUCAUAACAGGGAAUCCUUUACUCUCUGAAUUUGAGUCCCAGAUCCUCCAUUUCAGAGACUUGGAGCUGGAGAUAAACUUGGAGCCUGAAUACAUCUGUGUGGGAGCUAUGGCACUAUAUAGUGCUGACCUGAAGCUAGCACUGGCUGCAGAAACUAAGGCUUGGAUGAUUGAGUUGGGGCGUCACUGUAACAAGAAAUACAGAACUGAGAUGGAAAACAUUUUCACAUUUGUAGAGGAAAUCGGCAAGAAACUGAAUCGACAAAUUAAGGAUUUGGAUGACAUAAGAAUAGCUAUGGCUGCAUUAAAAGAGAUUAGAGAGCAACAAAUCCCCAUAGACUUCCAAGUGGUACCUAUUGAGGAAUCCUAUGCAAUGUUAAACAAAUAUGAGCUGCUGGUGGCAAAGGAAGAGAUGGAGAAGGUGGACACCCUGCGCUAUAUCUGGGAGAAGCUUCUGGUCCGGGCAAAUGAAGUGCAGAAUGAGCUAGUAGCUUUGCAGCCCAACUUCAGGGGAGAAUUAAUUAGCACUGUGGAGAUAUUCACUGAAGAUUGUCAUCAGUACUAUGCAGACUACGACAAGAAUGGACCAAUGGCGGUUGGUCUUGAGCCUCAGGAAGCCAGUGACAGGCUUAUCAUGUUCCAGAACCGAUUUGACAGCCUCUAUCGAAAAUACAUUACCUACACUGGUGGGGAAGAACUUUUUGGUUUGCCUGUUACCCAGUAUCCUCAGCUACUUGAGAUAAAGACGCAGCUGACCCUGCUACAGAAACUUUACAGCCUGUACAACAAUGUUAUUGACACGGUCAAUGGCUACUACGAUAUCCUCUGGUCAGAAGUUAACAUUGUGAAAAUAAAUAAUGAACUUCUGGAGUUUCAGAACAGGUGUCGCAAACUUCCUCGUGCUUUAAAGGAAUGGCCGGCAUUUUUGGAUCUAAAGAAGACAAUUGAUGAUUUCAAUGAGUGCUGCCCUUUGCUUGAGCUUAUGUCAAAUAAGGCCAUGAUGGCUCGGCACUGGAAGAGGAUUACAGAUCUCACUGAACACAGCUUUGAGGUGGAAAGCGAAACCUUCAAAUUGAGGAAUAUCAUGGAAGCACCUCUGCUGAAAUAUAAAGAGGAAAUUGAGGAUAUUUGCAUUAGUGCGGUGAAGGAGAGAGACAUUGAGCAGAAACUGAAACAGGUGAUUGCUGAGUGGGACAACAAAACUUUCACCUUUGCCAACUUUAAAACUCGUGGUGAGCUGCUCUUGAGAGGAGACAGCACUUCAGAAACGAUUGCUAGCAUGGAGGAUAGCUUGAUGGUUCUGGGCUCUCUCUUGAGCAACAGGUACAACACCCCAUUCAAGGCGCAGAUCCAAAAAUGGGUACACUACCUUUCCAGCACAACAGACAUAAUUGAGAACUGGAUGACAGUGCAGAACUUGUGGAUUUAUUUGGAGGCUGUUUUUGUGGGCGGAGACAUUGCGAAGCAGCUUCCAAAGGAAGCCAAGCGUUUCUCUAACAUAGAUAAAUCAUGGGUGAAGAUCUUGACGCGGGCCCAUGAGAUGCCAAAUGUGGUCCAAUGCUGUGUUGGAGAUGAAACCAUGGGGCAGCUUCUGCCACACUUGUUAGAACAGCUCGAAAUCUGUCAAAAGUCACUUACAGGGUACCUUGAGAAAAAACGACUUUCCUUUCCUCGGUUCUUCUUUGUGUCGGACCCUGCUCUCUUGGAGAUACUUGGCCAGGCAUCAGACUCUCACACUAUACAGGCUCACCUGCUGAAUGUCUUUGACAACAUUAAAACUGUCAGGUUCCAUGAAAAGAUAUAUGAUCGCAUUCUGUCAAUUUGUUCUCGAGAGGGUGAGACAAUUGACUUGGAUAAACCUGUAAAGGCUGAGGGUAAUGUGGAAGUCUGGCUCAAUUCUCUCUUAAAGGAAUCCCAAUCCUCAUUACAUAUUGUCAUUCACCAGGCAGCCAUGGAUAUCCAGGAAACUGGAUUCCAGUUGAUUGAAUUUCUUUCUUCUUUCCCAGCCCAGGUUGGGUUAUUGGGGAUCCAAAUGAUUUGGACAAGAGACUCAGAAGAGGCAUUGACUAAUGCCAGAUAUGAUAAAAAAAUAAUGCAGAAGACAAACCAAUCUUUCUUAGACCUGCUGAACACUCUGAUAGACAUGACAACCAAAGACCUCAGUCCAGUGGAGCGAAUUAAAUAUGAGACACUAAUCACUAUCCACGUGCACCAGAGGGACAUCUUUGAUGAUCUGUGCCGUAUGCACAUCAAGAACCCUACAGACUUUGAGUGGUUGAAACAAUGUAGAUUUUACUUCAAAGAAGAUUCCGACAAGAUGAUAAUUAACAUCACUGAUGUGGGUUUUACAUACCAGAAUGAAUUCUUAGGCUGUACUGACAGGCUUGUCAUAACUCCUCUCACUGACCGAUGUUACAUCACUUUGGCUCAGGCCCUGGGAAUGAACAUGGGUGGAGCACCUGCUGGACCUGCAGGGACAGGCAAAACUGAAACUACUAAAGAUAUGGGAAGAUGCCUUGGUAAAUAUGUAGUAGUCUUCAACUGUUCAGACCAGAUGGAUUUCAGAGGACUAGGAAGAAUCUUCAAAGGUCUUGCUCAGUCUGGCUCCUGGGGCUGCUUUGAUGAAUUUAACCGUAUCGACUUACCUGUAUUAUCAGUAGCUGCACAGCAAAUUGCAAUUGUGUUGACAUGUAAGAAGGAGCGUAAAAAGAACUUUAUAUUUACUGAUGGAGAUAAUGUGGAAAUGAACCCUGAAUUUGGAAUAUUUCUUACUAUGAACCCAGGAUACGCUGGGCGACAAGAGUUGCCUGAAAACUUGAAGAUAAACUUCCGUUCAGUGGCCAUGAUGGUUCCUGAUCGUCAGAUAAUAAUUCGUGUCAAACUGGCUAGCUGUGGAUUCAUAGAUAACAUCAUACUGGCAAGGAAAUUCUUCACUCUGUACAAGCUGUGUGAGGAGCAGCUAUCUAAGCAGGUGCAUUAUGACUUUGGUUUGAGGAAUAUAUUGUCAGUGCUGCGCACGCUGGGGGCAGCAAAAAGAGCAAACCCCGCUGAUACAGAAUCUACUAUUGUCAUGCGUGUUCUGAGAGAUAUGAACCUUUCUAAAUUGAUUGAUGAAGAUGAACCCUUGUUCUUGAGUCUGAUUGAAGACCUGUUUCCAAGUAUACAGCUUGACAAAGCAGGCUAUCCAGAACUAGAAGCUGCCAUUAACAAACAGGUUGAAGAAGCUGGCCUAAUUAGUCAUCCUCCUUGGAAACUGAAAGUUAUCCAGCUGUAUGAAACGCAGAAAGUAAGGCAUGGAAUGAUGGCCUUAGGUCCUAGUGGGGCAGGUAAAAGUACUUGCAUCCACAUUCUGAUGAAAUCCAUGACAGAUUGCGGACAGCCACACCGUGAAAUGAGAAUGAAUCCCAAAGCUAUCACAGCACCUCAGAUGUUUGGUCGCCUUGAUGUAGCAACCAAUGACUGGACAGAUGGGAUUUUCUCCACUCUGUGGAGGAAAACUUUGAGAGCCAAGAAAGGUGAGCACAUCUGGAUAGUUCUUGAUGGUCCUGUUGAUGCUAUUUGGAUUGAGAACCUGAACUCUGUACUGGAUGAUAAUAGAACCCUAACACUAGCUAAUGGAGACCGUAUUCCGAUGGCACCAAACUGUAAAAUAGUGUUUGAGCCUCAUAAUAUUGACAAUGCUUCCCCUGCUACUGUAUCAAGGAAUGGCAUGGUUUUCAUGAGUUCAUCAGUUCUCAACUGGAGCCCCGUUCUUGAGGGCUUUUUGAAAAAACGUUCUCCUCAAGAAGCUGAAAUUCUGCGUCAGCUGUACACUUCAUCAUUCCCAGAACUCUACCGCUUCAGCAUCCAGACCUUGGAAUAUCAGAUAGAGAUGCUGGAGGCCUUUGUGAUCAUGCAAAGCAUUAACAUGCUGCAGGGACUUAUCCCUCUGAAGGAGCAAGGAGGGGAAGUAACACCAGAGUACCUGGAAAGGCUGUACGUCUUCUCCCUCAUGUGGAGUGUUGGAGCAUUGCUGGAAUUGGAAGACAGAUGCAAAAUGGAGCACUGGCUUCGUAAUCAUAAAAAAAUAAAGCUUGAUCUUCCCCAUAUCUCAGAAGGAAGUGAAGAUACCAUGUUUGACUACUAUGUGGCAACUGAUGGUAAAUGGAUGCACUGGAGUACUCGUGUUGAAGAGUAUGUGUACCCCACUAACAGCAUUCCAGAGUAUAGUUCCAUCUUGGUGCCAAAUGUCGACAACGUGAGAACAGACUUCCUUAUUGAAACAAUUGCUGGGCAGGGCAAGGCUGUGCUACUAAUUGGUGAGCAAGGAACUGCUAAAACUGUCAUCAUCAAAGGAUUCAUGUCAAAAUAUAAUCCUGAAAGCCACAUGGCCAAGAGUCUGAACUUUUCAUCUGCAACUACCCCAUUAAUGUUCCAGCGUACAAUAGAGAGUUAUGUGGACAAACGCAUGGGGACGACAUAUGGUCCUCCUGCAGGCAAGAAGAUGACUGUCUUCAUUGAUGAUGUGAAUAUGCCUGUAAUCAAUGAGUGGGGAGAUCAGGUCACCAAUGAGAUAGUUCGACAGCUGAUGGAACAGAAUGGGUUCUAUAACCUGGAGAAACCAGGGGAGUUUACCAACAUCGUUGAUAUCCAGUUCUUGGCAGCCAUGAUCCACCCUGGUGGAGGUCGCAAUGACAUCCCACAGAGACUAAAGAGACAUUUUUCCAUAUUCAACUGUACUCUGCCGUCCAAUUCUUCCAUUGACAAGAUCUUUGGUGUGAUUGGCAUAGGGCAUUAUUGUAGUCAGCGGGGCUUCUCAGAAGAGGUGAGAAGAUCAGUAGCCAAAUUGGUGCCACUGACACGCAGGUUAUGGCAGAUGACCAAGAUCAAAAUGUUACCCACUCCAGCCAAGUUCCAUUAUGUCUUCAAUCUACGAGAUCUCUCAAGGAUUUGGCAGGGGAUGCUAAAUACCGUAUCGGAAGUAAUCAGUGAACCUAAUGUGUUGAUAAAGUUGUGGAAGCAUGAAUGUAAGUGUGUUAUUGCUGAUCGUUUCACAACCCCAGCGGAUGUAGAUUGGUUUGAUACAGCUUUGGCAAAAUUGGUUGAGGAGGAGUUCGGUGAAGAGAAAAAGGCUUUAGUGGAUUCGGAAACUGAUGCUUACUUUGUUGACUUCUUAAGGGAUCCACCUGAAGCAACAGGUGAAGAGCCAGAAGAAACUGUCUUUGAUAUGCCUAAAAUCUAUGAGCCAAUUGAAUCUUUUAAUCACCUAAAGGACCGUUUAAAUAUGUUUCUACAAACAUACAACGAGAGCAUUCGGGGUGCACGUCUGGACAUGGUGUUCUUCAAAGAUGCUAUGAUUCAUUUAGUCAAGAUUUCUCGUGUGAUUCGCACCCCUCGUGGAAAUGCUCUCCUCGUUGGAGUUGGUGGCUCAGGAAAGCAGAGCUUGACUAAACUGGCAUCAUUCAUAGCUGGCUAUGCUACAUUCCAGAUCACUUUAACAAGAUCAUACAACACUUCAAACCUGAUGGAAGACCUGAAGCUCUUGUACAGGACAGCAGGGCUACAAGGAAAGGGCAUCAGCUUCAUUUUUACAGAUAAUGAGAUCAAAGAUGAGUCUUUCUUAGAAUACCUGAAUAAUGUUUUAUCAUCUGGAGAGGUCUCCAACUUGUUUGCACGUGAUGAAAUUGAUGAAAUCACUAGUGAUCUCAUACCUGUCAUGAAAAAGGAACACCCACGUCGACCUCCAACCAAUGAGAAUUUGUAUGAAUAUUUCAUGACCAGAGUCCGUCAGAACCUCCAUGUAAUACUUUGUUUUUCACCAGUGGGUGAAAAAUUCCGAAACAGAGCCCUGAAGUUCCCUGCCCUUAUUUCUGGUUGUACUACAGACUGGUUCAGCCGGUGGCCUAAGGAUGCACUGGUUGCAGUAUCUGAACACUUCCUAUCCUCAUAUGAAAUUGACUGCACCACUGAAACCAAGAAGGAGGUGGUGCAAUGUAUGGGCUCCUUCCAGGAUGGGGUAGCAGAGAAGUGUGUUGACUACUUCCAGAGAUAUAGACGUUCUACACAUGUGACUCCAAAAUCCUACCUAUCCUUUAUUCAGGGAUAUAAAGCUACCUACAAAGAAAAGCAUGCUGAGGUGAAGUCAUUGGCCAAUAGAAUGAAUACUGGAUUGGAGAAACUGAAAGAGGCAUCUGAAUCAGUGGCUGCUCUAAGCACAGAGCUGGAGGUUAAAGAAAAGGAGCUUCAGGUUGCUAAUGAAAAAGCUGACAUGGUUUUGAAAGAAGUCACUGUGAAAGCACAAGCUGCUGAGAAGGUGAAAGCUGAAGUACAGAAAGUGAAAGAUAAAGCCCAGGCUAUUGUAGACAGCAUUUCAGCAGAUAAAGCCAUUGCUGAAGAAAAGUUGGAGGCUGCUAAGCCUGCUUUAGAAGAGGCAGAGGCAGCUUUAAAGACAAUCAAACCUGCAGACAUUGCCACUGUCCGUACACUGGGCCGACCUCCUCAUCUUAUCAUGCGUAUUAUGGACUGCGUGCUCCUGCUGUUCCAGAGAAAAGUGAACAGUGUGAAAGUGGACCAGGAGAAAAGCUGCACCAUCCCAUCGUGGCAGGAAUCACUGAAAUUGAUGACAGCAGGAAACUUCUUACAGAACCUGCAGCAAUUCCCAAAAGAUACAAUCAACGAAGAAGUUGUGGAGUUUUUGAAUCCUUACUUUGAAAUGGUAGACUAUAACAUUGAGACGGCAAAGCGAGUGUGUGGGAAUGUUUCUGGCCUCUGCUCAUGGACCAAGGCUAUGGCUGCAUUUUUUUCUAUCAACAAAGAAGUGUUACCCUUAAAGGCUAAUUUGGCAGUCCAGGAGAAUCGCCUUGCCACUGCCAUGCUAGAUCUGCAGAAAGCCCAAGCAGAGUUGGAUGACAAGCAAGCUGAAUUAGAUUUUGUACAGGCAGAAUAUGAAAAAGCCAUGAGGGAAAAACAGACCUUACUUGAAGAUGCAGAACGUUGCAGACAUAAGAUGCAAACAGCCUCCAGUCUUAUAAGUGGUCUAGCAGGUGAAAAAGAGAGAUGGACUGAACAGAGUAAAGAGUUUGCUGCACAAACUAAGAGGCUUGUGGGAGAUGUGUUGCUGGCUACAGCUUUUCUAUCGUAUUCUGGUCCUUUUAACCAAGAGUUCCGCAAUCUGUUGUUAAAUGAUUGGCAAAAGGAAAUGAAAACCCGGAAAAUCCCAUUUGGCAACAACCUAAACCUUACAGAGAUGUUGAUUGAUGCUCCGACCAUCAGUGAGUGGAACCUCCAAGGAUUGCCAAACGAUGACCUAUCCAUACAGAAUGGAAUUAUUGCCACGAAAGCAGCUCGUUAUCCUUUGUUAAUUGAUCCACAGACUCAGGGCAAAAUUUGGAUUAAAAAUAAGGAAACCAAGAAUGAACUUCAGAUCACAUAUCUGAAUCACAAGUAUUUCAGAAACCACUUAGAGGACAGCCUUUCUCUUGGAAGGCCACUGCUGAUUGAAGAUGUUGGGGAAGAGCUUGAUCCAGCAUUGGAUAAUGUUUUGGAGAAAAACUUCAUCAAAACUGGUUCUUCCUAUAAGGUAAAAGUUGGUGAUAAAGAAGUAGAUGUCAUGAAUGGCUUCAGACUUUACAUCACCACCAAGCUCCCAAAUCCAGCAUAUACCCCUGAAAUUAGUGCCCGCACAUCCAUUAUUGACUUUACUGUGACCAUGAAAGGUCUAGAAGAUCAACUCCUAGGGAGAGUCAUUCUCACAGAGAAACAGGAACUAGAGAAAGAGAGAACUGAUCUCAUGGAAGAUGUGACAGCCAACAAGAGAAGGAUGAAAGAGCUGGAAGAUAACUUGCUCUAUCGACUGACAAGCACACAGGGUUCUCUGGUGGAGGAUGAGAGUCUGAUCACUGUAUUGAGUAACACCAAGAAGACUGCUGAGGAAGUGACACAGAAACUGCAGAUUUCUGCUGAGACUGAAAUACAGAUCAACUCAGCCCGUGAGGAGUACAGACCCGUUGCAACAAGAGGGAGCAUCCUAUAUUUCCUUAUAACUGAGAUGAGUAUGGUCAAUGUGAUGUAUCAGACUUCUCUUCGACAGUUUCUGGGACUCUUUGACCUUUCUCUAGCCAGGUCUGUCAAGAGCCCAAUUACGAGUAAGAGAAUUGCUAAUAUAAUUGAGCAUAUGACCUAUGAAGUAUAUAAGUAUGCUGCCAGGGGACUUUAUGAGGAGCACAAAUUCCUGUUCACCUUACUGCUUACCUUGAAAAUAGACAUGCAGAGAAACAGAGUGAAGCAUGAAGAGUUCCUGACACUUAUUAAAGGUGGUGCUUCUCUGGACCUUAAAGCUUGUCCUCCUAAACCAUCUAAAUGGAUCCUGGAUAUGACUUGGCUGAACCUGGUGGAACUCAGUAAGCUUAGACAAUUCUCAGAUGUUUUGGACCAAAUUUCAAGAACAGAGAAACAAUGGAAAAUCUGGUUUGAUAAGGAGAAUCCAGAGGAAGAACUUGUUCCCAGUGGCUAUGAUCAAUCUCUGGACUGCUUCAGACGUCUCCUCCUUAUUAGAUCCUGGUGUCCUGAUAGAACCAUAGCUCAGGCCAGGAAGUAUAUCAUGGAUACCAUGGGGGAAAAAUAUGCAGAAGGAGUCAUCUUGGACUUGGAGAAGACAUGGGAAGAAUCAGAUCCACGUACUCCUCUCAUCUGCUUUCUUUCUAUGGGUUCUGAUCCUACCGACUCAAUCAUUGCUCUGGGGAAAAGACUGAAGACAGAGACACGUUAUGUUUCCAUGGGUCAGGGACAAGAAGUCCAUGCUCGUAAACUUCUACAGCAGACCAUGGCACAUGGAGGAUGGGCACUUCUUCAGAACUGCCACCUGGGGCUUGACUUUUUGGAUGAGCUGAUGGACACUAUUAUAGAAACUGAGACUGUCCAUGAGAACUUUCGCUUGUGGAUGACCACUGAGGUUCACCGGCAGUUCCCCAUUACCCUUCUUCAAAUGUCCAUUAAAUUCACCAAUGAACCUCCACAGGGGCUCAAAGCUGGUCUGAAGAGAACAUAUGGUGGUGUGAGCCAAGAUCUCCUGGAUGUCAGUAACAUGGUGCAAUGGAAACCAAUGUUAUACGCUGUUGGUUUCCUGCACUCCACAGUUCAAGAAAGACGCAAAUUUGGACCACUAGGUUGGAACAUCCCCUAUGAGUUUAACCAGGCUGACUUUAAUGCCACUGUGCAGUUCAUCCAGAAUCAUUUAGAUGACAUGGACAUCAAGAAGGGUGUCUCCUGGAAUACUGUUCGCUACAUGGUAGGCGAGAUCCAGUAUGGAGGUCGAGUGACUGAUGACUAUGACAAAAGACUGCUGAACACAUUUGCUAAAGUCUGGUUCAGUGAAAACAUGUUCAGUCAAGACUUCUGCUUUUACAAAGGGUACAGCAUACCCAAAUGUACCACAGUGGAUCAGUACCUUCAGUACAUACAGAGCCUGCCCGCUUAUGACACUCCUGAGGUAUUUGGGCUGCAUCCCAAUGCUGAUAUCACUUACCAAAGCAAGCUUGCCAAGGAUGUGUUGGAUACCAUCCUCAGUAUUCAACCUAAAGACAGUUCCAGUGGAGGAGGCGAGACUAGAGAGGCGGUGGUAGCUAGAUUGGCUGAUGAUAUGUUGGAGAAGCUUCCUGAUGAUUAUGCACCGUUUGAAGUAAAGGAAAGGCUGCAGAAGAUGGGACCGUUCCAGCCUAUGAACAUCUUCUUGAGACAGGAGGUAGACAGAAUGCAGAAGGUUAUCACCUUAGUGCGAAGCACUCUGACUGAUCUCAAACUUGCCAUUGAUGGGACCAUCAUCAUGAGUGAAAAUCUGAGGGAUGCUUUGGAUUGCAUGUAUGAUGCAAGAAUUCCUACCCGUUGGGAAAAGGGAUCUUGGGCUUCCAGCACACUAGGUUUCUGGUUUACUGAACUUCUGGAAAGAAACAGUCAGUUUUACUGCUGGAUAUUUGAGGGCCGACCAAAUUGCUUCUGGAUGACAGGGUUCUUUAACCCGCAAGGAUUUUUGACUGCAAUGAGACAGGAAAUAACUCGAGCCAACAAAGGGUGGGCACUUGAUAGUGUAGCACUGUGCAAUGAAGUCACCAAGUGGAUGAAGGAUGACAUCACAACUCCUCCUCCUGAGGGCGUCUAUGUAUACGGACUCUAUCUAGAAGGAGCUGGUUGGGACAGAAGAAAUUUAAAAAUCAUUGAGUCUAAGCCCAAGGUGCUCUUUGAAAUGAUGCCUGUCAUACGGAUUUAUGCAGAGAACAACACUUCAAAAGAUCCUCGUCUGUACUCGUGUCCAAUCUACAAAAAACCACAUCGAACAGACCUGAAUUAUGUUGCUGCUGUGGACCUUAAAACCAUCCAACCUCCAGAGCAUUGGAUACUGCGUGGUGUAGCACUUCUUUGUGAUGUCAAGUAAUGUUAAAUCAAUUUUCACUUUUUCCCCCCAGUGUUUCUCACCAGGAUUUUAAGAGGGUUUUUUUCUGCACAUAAUUUUAACAUGAACACUAAUGAGGUAAUGAGCUUGAUGAUGGAUCACAGAUUUUUCUUUUUGGUAGUUGUGCUCCCCCUUUAUUCCACUCCUGCUUUAUCUAUUAGAAGUUAGUGGGCUAAAGACAUGUACUAGAAGAUAAGUCUCUUGGGCCUGGAUGGCUCAACUGACUGACUAUACCCACUCCUAUUCACCUCUCAGGGCUUGUUUUCACUAGAAAAUUGGGUCAUUUGAACAAAUGCUGUAUUAAACACAACAUAGCCAUGAGUGUAAAUGGGCUAGCUGUCCUUAGCAUUGUCAGCUGGUCAUGGCUAAUGCUGUUGUUCCAGCAGUGCUUAUCUGCAACCAGAUUACAAUUUUAAGCACACAAAUCCUGUCAAUGCUGACAGCUAGGGUGUGUUAAAUGUUGUGUUAGUUAGCACAACUCCUCAAUAUCGUAUUCCAGGUUGACUCAGUUUUCUAGUGAGAACCAGUCUGAAUCCGGCCCUAGGUCAGUGGUAAAUGCAAAGUGGUAUGCAGUCCGAUCGCUGCUUGGGGUUUGUGUGAAAUGAGUUUGUAGUGUCAGUCCAAUUCCUACUUGGACAGAGGUGCACAUCACAGAGGCCAUCACCCUAACAAAUAUGAGUCUCAUGGAAGUCUCAGCACAGAGGGUAAAAAUGGAAUGGGCAUUCACUUUUUUAGCACCUAGAGGUAGGGAGGCUGUUAGUUCAGUGUGGGAAGCUAGCAUUUCCUCCUUAUGCCUUAAUUAACAUAGCACUUUGCUGUCAUUCUGCCUCACUAAUGCACUAAAUUCAUUUAAAAAUUCUGUUUACCAGAAAAGUCUUAUUUUCUAUUCUGAGAAUUGUGGGCCAUGAGUAUUUGGAGUAUUCUCAUAAAACAAGAGUAAAUUAAUAGGCAGCAGGUUUAAAACAAACAAUAGGAAGUAUUUCUUCACACAAUGCACAGUCAACCUGUGGAACUGUUUGCCCGAGGGUGUUGUGAAGGCCAAGACUAUAACAGGGUUCAAAAA
Molecule: messenger RNA, 14731 nt
Organism: Chrysemys picta bellii (western painted turtle)
Lineage: Eukaryota; Metazoa; Chordata; Testudines; Emydidae
Source: RefSeq, a predicted model, not a curated record